Molecule: messenger RNA, 1139 nt
Organism: Schistocerca gregaria
Lineage: Eukaryota; Metazoa; Arthropoda; Insecta; Orthoptera; Acrididae
Product: tRNA N(3)-methylcytidine methyltransferase METTL6-like
Exons: 3
Coding region: 9-1022 (337 amino acids)
Source: RefSeq, a predicted model, not a curated record
UCGUCGACAUGUGUGCCUCUUCGUGCAGCCCCUGCGACGUCGUUCGCGAGAACUAUCAGACGAGACGCGCGCGCCGUAUUGAGGCGACAAGCGCCAGCGAAAAGAGUAACAGCAGAAUUCGUGGCGACGGCGUUCGUUGGCGAGACGCGCACUCCGAGUUCGUUCAGGGCGCGGCGUGCCUCAUCGAAGACCAAAAGACAGAAACGACGUGGGAAAAUACGUCCUGGGAUGAAAUCAGGAAGGCCGCAUUGGAGCUGGCGACUCGGUCAGUGCCGACCUUGUCAGACGAGGUCAUCGAAGGACACAUCCUCGAAGCUGCAGCCAAAUGGGACGGCUUCUACGACGCUAGAGGAUCUCGCUUCUUUAAAGAUAGAAGCUAUCUCGGCCGUGCCUUCUCCGAGCUGUGUGUAUCCGGACACCAACAGAUGCCUCGAGCCAUGGAAAUAGGGUGUGGUGUGGGAAACAGCUUGUUCCCCCUCCUCGAGCUGAAUCCGCAGCUGUUUGUCUUCGCCCUCGACUGCAGCGCCAAGGCCAUCGAGCUGUUGAAAGACCGCCUGCGCGAGGAGCACUCGGACAGAGUCCGCGCGUUCGUGUGCGACAUUUCUCGAGAAGAAAUCCCCGAACGAGAAAUUGUGUCAAGCAGCGUCGACUUCGCCACCAUGAUCUUCACCCUCUCAGCGAUAGCCCCUCGCCAAAUGGACUGCGCCCUAAGCAACGUCAAUCGGAAGCUCAAGGUUGGGGGACUGGUCUUCUUCAGAGACUACGGACUGUACGACAUGACACACGUGAGACUCUUCGCAAAAAAAGCCCAAAACCAACUGGGGGAAAACUUCUACAAACGAGCAGAUGGCACGUUCAGCUACUUCUUCUCUGUUCCGCUCCUCCGCGCCCUGUUCGAGAAAAACGGAUUCGAGACGCUGGAAUGCGACUACGAUGCGCGCACGCUGCUUAAUCGCAAGAGAAAAAUAAAAAUGGACAGAGUUUGGAUACAGGGCAAGUUCGCGAAGGUCAGGAAUGUGUGAUCGUGAUGCACGCCUCAAAUCAACCUCGCAUCGCGCACCCUGCGCGCAUUCCCAGACAUCUAACAAAAAGACCUCAACCAUGUAUAUACAAAAAAAAUAAAACUUUGUACCCAAACA